GGGACAGAUGGAGCACUGCACAGCCUAAAACAUUUGUACACCGGACAAACUGUGAGUGUGUGUGUGUGUGUGUGCAGGCGGCCUGUGACAGGAGGAACUCUGUGUGGGAUAAUAAUUAUGAAGCAGUGAGCGUCCCUCGUGCCCUCUGGACUGGAUGCUGAGAGCAGUAAUCCCAGCGACAGGGAGAACGCCGUGCUCAGAGCGGUCAGCACAAGGAAGAGGAGGAAACUUGUGCUCUUUCGGAGCAGGUGCAAGCCGGUCGUUUUAAGGAGCUGACAAUCUGUGAACAUGCCCGCUCAGUCCUGAUAAAUGUUAGAGACGGUAUCAGGACAUUAUUUUUUUAUUUUUUUUAAGGUUGACCUUUUUCGUUUACCCCCUCCUAAAAAGAGCUCACAGUGUCUCUAUCUGAGGUAGAGGGGGUCUUGGUAGCUCAGGAAGCCCACGCAGACGGACUCUAUGGUGAAGAUGAGUCUGGACCUUGUACAGGUGAUGAGUGGAAAGGUCAAGGAGCUUCAAGUUUCGCCUUCAUCCAACGGCAAUACCGAAGGAUCAAGGGAAGAGAAGGAAGAGUUCGAGCAGAAUCAGCUGAGCCCCGCUGCCAAGCCGAAGCCAGUGACAGGAAGACGAGUCCGGAAAGUGGAGGGAGGCGUCUUCUUUCCGAAACCAGAGAACGCCGUGACGAUCGCCGUGUCUUCUCGCGUCCUGUUUCGGACCGAGCGGGAGCAGAAGGUGUUCGAGCAGAAAGGAGUGGAGGAGUACCUCAGAUACCAAAUCGAGCACGAGAACGAACCGUUUUCACCUGGACCCGCUUUCCCCUUUGUGAAGGCUUUGGAGGCAGUCAACACUCGCCUGCGGGAGCUGUACCCACAAAGCGAAGAACUGUUUGACAUCGUUUUGGUUACGUACAACCACGCACAUGUUGGGAUCCGGCUCAUCAACACUAUCAAUCAUCACAACCUCUUCAUCGAGAGGUUUUGUAUGACGGGAGGCAGCAGCCCCAUAGGUUACCUGAAGGCCUGGCAUACAAACCUCUAUUUGUCUGCAGAUGCUGAGAAGGUCAGGGAGGCGCUGGCUGAAGGCAUUGCAGCAGCCACCAUGUUCAUGCCUGAGAAGCUGACAGAGGUGUCAGAGUCUCAGCUGAGGGUGGCGUUUGACGGCGACGCUGUCCUCUUCUCUGACGAGUCUGAGCGCAUUUUCAAAGCCCACGGGUUGGACAAGUUCUUCGAACACGAGCGGGAGAAUGAAGACACACUUCUGGAUCAUGGUCCCCUGAAGGGCUUCUUGGAGGCACUGGGGAAGCUUCAGAAAAAGUUUUAUGCUAAAGGCCAACGCCUGGACUGUCCCAUCCGCACCUACCUGGUCACUGCUCGGAGCGCAGCAAGCUCUGGGAUUCGAGCGCUCAAAACACUCCGGGCCUGGGGAUUGGAGAUCGACGAGGCGUUGUUCCUCGCAGGCGCACCUAAGGGCCCUAUGCUGGAGAAGAUCAGGCCGCACAUCUACUUUGAUGAUCAGAUGUUUCACGUGGAAGGCGCCGCGGAGAUGGGCACCAUCGCUGCGCACGUUCCUUAUGGUGUCGCACAGAAAAGUAACCAACAGAAAACGAGUAUGGGGAAGUAAACGGCAAGACUUUGAAUGAGAGCAAAGAGGAACUAGAUUGAAAGACAAAUGAAAAGAAAUCUUCGAUAAGUGUGAAGCGUUUAAUUUAUAUUAACAAUGUUUGGAAGUGAACAAAGGUCAAGAAGAGGUCUGGAACCUGGGGUGGCCUGAAUGACAAUAUGAUUGUCAAUUUAGUCGCCCGUCUGCUGAUGAGGUUUUGCAAAUUCUGCUCCACGUAGGACUUUUAUAGGUGCUCAGUUGUUUUAAUGGUUUCAAUCCUACGCUCAGAUGUUUUUUUUUCUUCCUAAAGGAAACUACUUCAGUGCUGCAAUGCUGGAGGACACUAAAUCACUGUAAAUGAAGGCACUUCAGUGAAUGUUAAAUGAUGAGCUAUAAGCACAAAAACAAACAUGUUUAAUAUAAAUAUGUACUGUAGUUGUCACAACAUUUCUGUCAAUCAUUUUAUAGUUUGACAUCACAAAAAUGUAAAGAUUAUAGAGAAACAUGUUGUAUACUGAAUGUGAUUUUUCUUGUUUUAGCUCCAAACAAACAGAAAGCCAUAAGUUUAGUUUGUGCCUUCAGAGCAACAAUUACCCUUUAAAACUCUACUUACAGCGUUUAAAGAAAAAACUUACAAUGAUGAAAUUGACAAGCUAACGACUAAUCUAAAGCAAGUGGAUUAAAAUUAUUCUAGUAUCUAAAAUUUCACAAUAGUUUAUGUGAGCACCUUUAAAUUGCAGAAAGUUUUGCAUUACCUAAUUAUUUAGGAUUCAAAUGUUAUUCCAUGCAUGAUUAGCAGUAGCACUUUUGGUGCAUCUUGGGGUACUUCCAGCAGGACCUUUUCACUAACACAAAAUUGACAAAGGUGUAAAUAUUUAUAAAAUAGUGUUUUGGUGAACUUCUAUAAAAAUUUAAAGAUAAGUUAUUUUAUGAUGGCCAAAUCCCUUUUGGAAGUAUAAAUAUGGUCUGACGAAAUGCUCCAAGCUGCACCAGAUCAAUCUCAGGACUCACUUACUGUUGGACAUAAUUUCAUUUCUCCAAACCUAGCAUUUGAAAAGAUAAGACUUGUAUUUUACCUUUUAAUGACCUUUUCACAUAAUCCUGCUUUAGAUUAUCUGAGUUAUUCCUUCAGAUUUCUUGUCGGAGCACACUAAUUGUCACUUUAUUAUUAUUAUGUUUUCUACUUUGCUUCUAGGUGCCUUUAGUUGUAAUGAAUGCACUUUUUGAUCGUUAGCACCUCUGAAAACAAGAAGAGUCAUAGCCAAUGAUUAGCAUUCUAAAGUUAAAGAUGCUACUGUUGGGCUUUGGUCAAAUACAAGCUGAGGCUUUGGUGAACUGAAUAUUCAAAGAAAUUUUGAGUCACGAUCAUCAGGGUUCAGUGAUGGCUAAAAAUGAAACAAAACUUUUCCUAGUUGCAAUAUAAAUCCAGCAACUCUAACGGAAUAGUUAGCUCUAAAAGAGCGUUAACUUUUGUUCCUGAUGAAAGUUCAGUGUUAUAAGUGAAUGGAUAAGAAUUUAAGCUGCAAAAACACAAUAGCUGCCAAAAUGCAUCACCUUUUUAAUGUAUUUGUUCUGAAUUGGUCUUUCUCUAAUACAAUGUCUACAUCAUUGAAGGGUUAUUUGGGGGUUAAUAUAAAUAAAAGUCAGUAAGAUUUUAGUAAACAUUAUGUUAGAAACAGCAAGUUGCCUUUGUCAGAAUCUAAAUUCAGUAAUCAUUUACCUUUCCAGUCCUCCCUAAUCUGCUGUUAGAGCUUAAAAUAUUUCAUCACAGCCCAUUUAUAUAAAAUCCAUGAACCAAUUUUAGCUUUAACUCUUUUCACUGCUUUAUGUCUUCCCCAAAAUUAAUCUCAUUUGGUUGAUUCUCUACCUCACAGCUUUUCAGCAUUACUUUUCUUUUCUUUUUUUUCUUUUUUUUUUUUGGAUGGCCUCCCUUCUCCCUUUACAGCCAUCCUCUCCACACUUUUCAGCAUUACUUAAAAGAAAAAAAAAGCUGUGCAUUUUCUUUUUUUUACCUGGUUUCUCUAACGUCCAUUUUCUCCCUCUGCCUCUGUUUACGUGUGAAUUAUUUUACUGACUCAAUACGGAAACUGUCCAAAGUGUACUCAUCAAAUGUUAAAAAUGUAAACAAUCUUCUCGUAAUUAUUGGCAACAAAGCACAUCUGCUGAUUUCCCUUAUUUCUUACAAAUUACAAAGUAGAUAUUUGUUAAUGAUGUUUAAUGCUUAUUUUUAUAAUAGAUGAUAUUCAUGUAUGAAAAACUUCAAAUCAAAAACAUUGAAAAAAUAUUUUCAGAGCUUUUAUGGCUUUUAGCUACAAAGAUUCUAAUGUUAUAAAGAAAUGUUAAGCAUGUUGUAUUUUUUUGAUUGAGAAAAUCAGCUUUGUAAAUUAGCAUUUAUCUGGUCAAAAAGAAGCAGAAAUUUUGCCUGUAAGGGAAGAAUAGAUGAUAUAGGUUUGUAUUAGAUUGAGGUAGUUUUAGGAGCAACAGAUCUUCUAAUAGAAAAGUGAAUUUGUUUUUCAUUAAGACUAAAAUUAAGAUUAAUCUGAAGCUGUUUCCUUUUCUAUGAUUGUGUUUCUACUUCCUCUCAGUUUUCACAGAGAGAUGAUUCUUUACUCCUCAGGAGACCAUGAAAACCUGAGUUCAGGGAAGGGACAAGCAAUCCAUCUGUUCUAUCUCACAGCCAAA
Messenger RNA from Austrofundulus limnaeus, 4278 nucleotides. RefSeq names its product 5'-nucleotidase, cytosolic IAa (gene nt5c1aa). The transcript has 7 exons. NCBI's taxonomy places the organism in Eukaryota, Metazoa, Chordata, Actinopteri, Cyprinodontiformes, Rivulidae. The coding region runs from base 457 to 1617 and encodes 386 amino acids. The record is from RefSeq and is a predicted model, not a curated record. Gene Ontology annotation, cellular component: cytoplasm; cytosol. Gene Ontology annotation, molecular function: magnesium ion binding; nucleotide binding; 5'-nucleotidase activity. Gene Ontology annotation, biological process: adenosine metabolic process; nucleotide metabolic process.